Molecule: messenger RNA, 2112 nt
Organism: Symbiodinium necroappetens
Lineage: Eukaryota; Dinophyceae; Suessiales; Symbiodiniaceae
Source: the annotation of a GenBank genome assembly
AUGUUUGACCAUCAAGCGCCGUGGAUUAUGGUUGGCGAGGCAUCCGAAACCGUGUCCAUUCUGGAACGGGAGUGCUUGGCUCAGGAUCAUGCUGGCUCAGUUCGCAUAGCCGACGCCGAAAGCAAAGCAGCAGAGAUCAAGCUGCAGAAGAACUCGUUGAUCCGGGCUCUUCCGGCUGAGAGAGAACGACACUUACUCCAACUUUCUCAGCGCCGACGGGACUUGGAGCUCGAGGUUCACACGCAAGUUCACGAUGCUGAGCAGAGAGCGCUGUCAGAGGAGCAAAGUCUCGAGAUGGUGCAAAAAGCAUUGUCUGAUGCCAAAGCACUACACUCCAUGAUGCAGCGCCAGGCAGGCAGUUGUUACUUAGCCGGCAGAGCUUCGUUUGAGUCUAGGCUCGCCAUGGCUUGUCCCACUCCAACGCUGCAGUCCCUUUACAGCACCGGACCUGCAGCUAUGUACACAGCUCCAGCCUCCUGCCGGACACUGCACAAUCGGCAGUUUGUUCAGCAGGUUGCUCACCCAUGGUACGCACAGUACCACGCGCAAAGGACAGCAGUGCAUGCGGUCCGCCAAGCCCAGCCGUCCGCAAUUCCAGUUUCGGGACCGGUGCCAAUGUGCCCGGCCACCCACAACACCAGUGUCAAACCCAUCAUGAUGCCGAACUCCAUGAAGAGCGAAAAUUCUGGUGGUUCUGCAGCUGCUAUAUUGGACACGAGCUUCUCGGUUGCUUCGACAAUGACGCGAACACCGCUUUCUCCAGUUUCCUCGAACUGUAUGGAGGUCGACUCGGUGACAACGCUUCCAAGGUCUCCACCGCCAGUUCCUGCCUGCAUUCCUCAUACGGCUUUGGGAACUGAAGCCGCCGAAGGCAAGCACAUGCAAGCAUCGACCACUACGCAUAGGUGGAAGUUGCUGACCGGUGUCACGGACGUCAAACCGGAGUUGUAUCCGCUCGCUUCACUUGGGCUUCGGGAUGGAGCAGUUCCAGGACCCUGGGAUGUGUACGACGGCCUGCACCUGACCCCCAUCAACGAGCGCCCGUUUCAGGCCCUUGCUGAUAUCGCACGUCAAGCUCAGAAGAACCUGGUUGACCGCCUUCGAGGUGAUUGUUGCAUUGGUGUCCUCGUUGCAGAGUUCUCCGCUCAUGCCAAAGACCUGAGCUGGCAACUUGAGCAGCGAGUGCGCGAGGCAGAGCAUUCUGGAAGCUUCUUGGCUGACAGAGUCCGAUCUGACGGAGACUGUCGAAAGCAGGCUGCAGAGGAGAGCUUGGCCAGCAAAGUAAGUAUGCCGGACCUGCAAUUCACCAGUGACCAGGUGGCUGAGGUGCUCGGCCGACUGACAGCAGUUGCUGCCGAGCGGGAAGAAGCUUUGAAGGAGCUUCAGGACUUGAGCGGCUUCGAGUUCGGGCUGCGGAGUGCUGCGGCUGAGGCCAGUUCUGAUCGUGAGUGGAGCGAGAGGAAAGGCGACGACGAGCUCCAGAGUGUCCGUGGGAGGCUCGUCGUCCAGGGAGGCACCAGCUGUGCAACUAUCGCCAUUGCAGAGCUGGGAGGACGACUCAUCGUAGCUGUACCAUCGGAAAGAUGGAAUCUCGAUACCACCGCACUCGGCAAGGCCAUCGGGGUAGACGUGGUGGCCAGCCGGCCCGUGAGCAUGUCCGAAGCAGUGCCUGGGAUCACGCUGCGUGUCUGGGUCGGAGUUUUCAGCAUGGAGAUGGAAGCAGUCAUCGACUACGAGACCGACUACGCCUGGGUGAAAGUCGCUGACGACCAGUACGCCUUCACGCAUGGUGGGGACGGCAUCUUCAAGCGCGCGUCGGCGGUCGAGGCGGGCCUAUCGGAGCUGAAGGAUAUGAUCCGGGACAUGAGCAGGGAGAAGGAAAAGAUGCCAUUGUUCGGCUUGGAUCCGGGGACGGUAGCUGCAUCUCGGGCCGCGGGCGUGGACCAGGGAUCGCUGCUCGAGAUGGGAAAGCUCCUUGAGGCGAAACGCAAUCGGACACUCGAGGAGCCAGGUUCGCAAAAGCAGAAGACCGAGCUGGACUCCAUCCUCGGGCAUCUGGGUCAGGAGAGACUCAAUACCUGGGUUCGGGAAGGAAGUAUGCAGCAGCCUUGA